Prunus armeniaca (apricot) is the source of this 243-nucleotide messenger RNA. The record is from the annotation of a GenBank genome assembly. NCBI's taxonomy places the organism in Eukaryota, Viridiplantae, Streptophyta, Magnoliopsida, Rosales, Rosaceae.
AUGGAUGGGAAGGAAAUACCACGGCAAUGGAAUGCUUACCAUCUCCGAAAUUUCUCAUUCCAAAAUGUCUCAUCUACCUACAAAACACAACUGUUGUCCAUAAGCAGCGUCCUUCGGGAGACGCAGGGCAACGACCAGAAGCGUCCUUCGGGAGACGCAGCCCAUAAAAAGCGUCCUAAGGGAGACGCAGGGUGCGCUAGGAAUUUCCUAAGGGAGGUAUCCAGGUUCCUAUCCGUUCCCUAA